Alnus glutinosa is the source of this 1106-nucleotide messenger RNA. RefSeq names its product elongation factor 1-delta-like. Lineage: Eukaryota; Viridiplantae; Streptophyta; Magnoliopsida; Fagales; Betulaceae. The transcript is spliced from 8 exons. Gene Ontology annotation, biological process: translational elongation. Gene Ontology annotation, molecular function: guanyl-nucleotide exchange factor activity; translation elongation factor activity. Bases 160 to 855 code for a protein of 231 amino acids. The record is from RefSeq and is a predicted model, not a curated record. Gene Ontology annotation, cellular component: eukaryotic translation elongation factor 1 complex; cytosol.
UAGUAAAAUAACAUCAGCUAGCGUCUUAGGGUUUCAUAUACGCUCAUUCUUGACCUAUAAAAUGCCUCUCUCAGUCGACACCUCUCUCCUACGGUAGCAGAGAUCAGUGCAGAUCUACAGACCACCGUCAUCAAGAAGGAAUUCGCAAACUUAGUUACAAUGGCAGUCACAUUCUACGAUGUCAACUCGCCUGCUGGCCUGAAGAAACUUGAUGAUUACCUCCUUACUCGCAGUUACAUUACAAGCUACCAAGCUUCAAAGGAUGAUAUUACUGUAUAUGGAGCUCUUUCAAAGGCCCCAUCAGCUGAAUACGUUAAUGUCUCUCGGUGGUACAACCAUAUCGAUGCGCUCUUGAGGAUCUCUGGUGUUUCUGGAGAAGGGUGUGGUGUCACUGUGGAGGGAUCUGCUCCUAUCACUGAGGAGGCAAUUGCAACUCCUCCUAUUGGUGACACAAAGGCCGCAGCUGCUGAGGAUGAUGAUGAUGAUGUGGACCUUUUCGGUGAAGAGACUGAGGAGGAGAAGAAGGCUGCGGAAGAACGUGCUGCUGCAGUUAAGAAAUCUGCCAAAAAGAAAGAAUCUGGCAAGUCAUCAGUUCUUUUGGAUGUGAAGCCAUGGGAUGAUGAAACUGACAUGAAAAAGCUCGAGGAAGCAGUGAGAAGUAUUCAGAUGGAAGGGUUGUUUUGGGGAGCCUCUAAACUCGUAGCAGUUGGGUAUGGUAUCAAGAAAUUGCAGAUAAUGCUUUCCAUUGUGGAUGACUUGGUAUCUGUUGACGAUCUCAUUGAAGAACGUCUUACAGUUGAACCUAUUAAUGAGUAUGUCCAGAGCUGUGACAUCGUGGCCUUCAACAAAAUAUAGAAUUGGAGGAUAAGCCUGUGUGUUUGUUGGUGCUGGGGAGGUUGAAGACCUGAAGUUAUGGCGACUUUGUAUUCCUAUCUUUGAUCCUCAAAACUCUAAUAUUCCAAAUUUUGUUUGUUGGGACGUGCGUUUUUAGUGAUUGAUUAUGCUUCCAGAGAAGCAAAUGGUGUCUACUACUAUAUUUUUAUGAUCUUGGUAUAUGGAAUAUAAUGACUUAAAACCAUAUCAACAGAAUGCACAAUUUGUGGACA